CAUCAGACAUCUCAUCUCCUCGCAUCUUCAGCUUCUCUUCCUUCAAUCUAAUCCCAAAAUCAGCACCCAAACUUCAGAUUCUUGCUAUAACACAUCAAAAUGAAGACUUUCACUACCACCACUCUGCUCGCUCUCAUUGCCACGCUCGCUGCCGCCGCACCAGCUCCUCAAGAUUACAAUGGCUUUAGGGCACAAAUCACAUUCAUUGGUGCAGCAGAUGCUCAGUUCACGGAGUCUGUUCUUGCAGAUGGCUCUAAGUUCUAUAUCAAUAAUCCCUUGAGCAUCUCUCACAUCCACUCUGAAGGUGGCGCAACUUGUUCUUUUGACGGAAUCGAUGGGAGUCAUACUGUCGUUGUUGGAAGGCAGACUGUGGAUGUCGGGUCACCUCAGACGCAGAUUUCGGGAUCUUGUUUGGCGCUUUAGAUGGUGACGUGGAAGUGAUGUCGACUGGGUGGCGUGGGUGGCGGGGAAGGAGAGCUGGUUGGAUGAUUUUAGUUCGAUUUUGAGUUUAGAUUUCCCUGCAUUGUAUUGCUUAGUAGAAUUUGGACCCUCAUUUGGCU
Hyaloscypha bicolor E is the source of this 560-nucleotide messenger RNA. RefSeq lists its product as uncharacterized. The record is from RefSeq and is a predicted model, not a curated record. The coding region runs from base 100 to 423 and encodes 107 amino acids. NCBI's taxonomy places the organism in Eukaryota, Fungi, Ascomycota, Leotiomycetes, Helotiales, Hyaloscyphaceae. The transcript is spliced from 2 exons.